This is a messenger RNA of Sinocyclocheilus grahami, 2034 nucleotides long. Its product is annotated as proto-oncogene vav-like. Gene Ontology annotation, molecular function: protein binding; guanyl-nucleotide exchange factor activity. Lineage: Eukaryota; Metazoa; Chordata; Actinopteri; Cypriniformes; Cyprinidae. Gene Ontology annotation, biological process: cell migration; regulation of GTPase activity; intracellular signal transduction. Gene Ontology annotation, cellular component: cytoplasm. The record is from RefSeq and is a predicted model, not a curated record. Bases 1 to 2034 code for a protein of 677 amino acids. The transcript has 25 exons.
AUGUCUCAGAACAUCAGGACGUUCCUGUGUGCCUGUCAGGAGAAAUUCGGUAUGAAGAAGAACGAGCUUUUCGAGGCCUUUGACCUGUUUGACGUCCGGGACUUUGCGAAGGUGAUCGAUACACUGUCCAUCCUGUCACAAACACCGCUGGCCCUGCAGAGAGGAUUCCGGCCGUUUCCAGAUGAAGCGUGUGUCGGAGAUGAUGACAUCUACACCGGCCUUUCAGACCAGAUCGAUGACACGGUGGAGGAAGAUGAUGAUCUUUAUGACUGUGUGGAGGAAGACGAGAAUGAAGGAGAUGAUAUUUAUGAAGAUCUGAUGAGGACGGAGGAACCAGAAACACAGCAGAAGGUUGAAGUGGACAAGAGGAGCUGCUGUCUUCAGGAGCUCAGACAGACAGAGGAGAAAUACACAAACACACUGGAAUCAAUACUUCAGCACUUUCUGAAACCGCUGCAGCCUUUCCUGCAGCCUGUGGACAUCGAGAACAUCUUCAUCAAUAUUCAAGAUCUGGCCAAGACUCAUCGCUCUCUGCUUCACGAGCUGCAGGAGUCCAUGCUGCAUUCACGAGCCGAGAAUCUCCAUCAGAUCUUCAUCGACUACAAGGAGAGGCUGUUGCUGUACGGACGUUACUGCAGUCAGGUGGAAGCUGCCACCAAACACCUGGACAAAAUCACCAGCAUGCAUGAAGACGUGAAGAUGAAACUGGAGGAGUGCUCAAUGAGAGCCAACAGCGGCAGGUUUUCACUGCGAGAUCUGCUGAUGGUUCCCAUGCAGAGAGUCCUGAAGUAUCAUCUGCUGCUGCAGGAGCUUGUGAAACAUACGGUGGACCAACAAGAGAAAGAAAACUUGCGCACUGCACUGGAUGCCAUGAGGGAUCUGGCUCAGUGUGUGAACGAGGUGAAGCGAGACAAUGAGAUCAUCCGUCAGAUCACGACGUUUCAGCUGUGCAUCGAGAACAUGUCUCUGUCUCUGGCGUUAUACGGACGACCCAAAAUAGACGGGGAAUUCAAGAUCUGCAAUCUGGAGAAGAAAUCCAAACAGGACCGGUAUGGCUUUCUCUUCGAUAAGGCUCUGCUAGUGUGUAAGAAGCGCAGCGGCGAGAGUCUGGAGCUGAAGGAGCUGAUUGAGCUUCAGCAUUACCAGCUGAGAGACGAGCCGUCAGGAGAGAAGGACAGCAAGAAGUGGACGCACACCUUCCUGCUGAUGGAUCUGUACGGUCAGGGCGGCUACGAUCUCUUCUUUAAGACACGAGAGCUGAAGAAGAAGUGGCUGGAGCAGUUUGAGAUGGCGCUGUCCAACAUGUGUCCGGAGAACAGCACGGCUAACGGUCAUGACUUUCAGAUGCACUGUUUUGAGGACACCACCUCGUGUAAAGCCUGUCGGAUGCUCCUCAGGGGGAUCUUCUUUCAGGGCUACCGCUGCUCGCGCUGUAGGAUGGCUGCUCAUAAAGAGUGUCUGGGUCGAGUUCCUGCAUGCGGACGAAACUCUGAACUGUCAGGAACGCUCAAGAAGAAUAAAACGAUGAGGUUAACAUCUCAAAGACAGACCAAACCAGGUCUGCCGAAGAUGGAGGUGUGUGUGGAUUAUUACGGUCUCCCUCCGCCGCCGCUGGAGUUUGGUCAGCCGCUGCUGCUGUCUGUGGGAGACACGGUGGAGCUGACGCGAGCCGAGGUCGACCUGCAGUGGUGGGAGGGCAGGAAUCUGACCAUCGGAGAGGUCGGCUGGUUUCCCUGCAGUAAAGUUCAUCCGUUUGUGCCGGCGCCUCCUCCAGAUUUAACAGGACUGCCCUGGUUCGCUGGUAACAUGGACCGGGCCGGUGCUAAAACUCUGCUGAUGACUCGCUCCGACGGGACGUUUCUGGUGCGGCAGAAAGACGCUGGAGAAUUUGCCAUCAGCCUCAAGUUCAGCAUGGACACCAGACACAUAAAGGUCACAUACUCAGAGGGACUCUACAGGAUCAACGAGAAGAAAACCUUCAAGGGACUGCUUGUGAGUGAUUCAACACACACACACACACACACACCGUCUUAA